GUUGGAAAAGUGAAUUUCUAUUAUCUGCGUUUCUUUUUUAAGCUCUGCAAAUGUUUCUUUUAUAACAAUCCAUCGAGUCCUGAGCUCUGAGUUCCAUGUAGACUGUAGUUUCUUUUUAGUAUUUACAACUUUUAUUAUCUCUUUGGAGUUUAUAUACUUUAUGCAACACUUGUUUUUAUUUCACUUUUGGUCUUGUAUGGAAAUUUGAGAUUAGCGUUGUCGAGAAGAGAGCAAAGACAAUGGAGUUUAAGCUGUCGUUGAGUGUUGGUAGAUUAAUCAAUUAGUUGUCUCGCAAGUCCAUUUUGUUUUACUGAAAAUUGUUUCAGAGCAUUUUUGCGUAUUUAUUAGCAAUUGAAAGUCUAAUCUUGUAGUCUGUCGUUGAGAAUCAAUCUUUGGGCUGUUAUUUCCAAGAUAUUCUGCAAGAACAAGAAACCAGUCAGACUCUCAGUUGAGUCUUUUAGUCAGUACACAGAAUUAUAUUCCGUAUAGUAGUUUUCUUUGCCUUCUAUAUGACUCUUUUCACGAUGGAGAAAUUGGUCUGUAACUCUGCAACAGGCAUUUAUCAGGAUAGCAUAGGAAAGUCUUGAGUCCAUUAUUGCAUAUUUUUAAUGGUUGUAUGGUUGUUUGUAUUGUUGUGCUUUUAGAUCAAUUCUCUGUUGAUUCGAGUGAAAUAUGUUUAAAAGGAUAUGUAAGUCGCAUCCAUUGCAAAUCGUAUUUGGUCCUUAUAUAGUUGAAGAGGAGGUAUUUGCCUUGUCAAGAGUGCUGCUGAUCUGCUUUUCUUUUCAACACACUGAAUGUCAUUCUGUUGAAAAUAGUGGUAGUUGUAGCUGUCAAAAAGGUGAAAAGGAGACACAACAUUUUGUGCAAACAGGUUGCGUUUGGAUAGUAUACAAAGUAGCUCUGAAAGACAUUCAUGAAGGAUUGGUUGAACUUCAACAAUAUUACACGAGUGCAAACAUUGAUGUCAUCGUGUCCGACUAGAGUUUUGGUUUGACUCUGAAAAUAAAGUCCAACUUUUGGUA
Molecule: messenger RNA, 1022 nt
Organism: Galdieria sulphuraria
Lineage: Eukaryota; Rhodophyta; Bangiophyceae; Galdieriales; Galdieriaceae
Exons: 4
Coding region: 673-981 (102 amino acids)
Source: RefSeq, a predicted model, not a curated record